Nelumbo nucifera (sacred lotus) is the source of this 794-nucleotide messenger RNA. RefSeq lists its product as uncharacterized. The record is from RefSeq and is a predicted model, not a curated record. NCBI's taxonomy places the organism in Eukaryota, Viridiplantae, Streptophyta, Magnoliopsida, Proteales, Nelumbonaceae.
ACUUCUAGGAAAACCGGAGCUGUAAAAUACUUUCGGAAUUGGAAUUUGCCAAUUUGGAAAGGGAAGGAGUGAAGGACCAGACUCCGGAGCCGGUGAUCUCUGCAGAAAGAAUGUCUUUAUCGUCGGUGAUACUGGUGGGACCAACUCUUCCAGUGACAGGAAGCAGAUAUACACACAUCAGACGCUCAUCACAGACUGUAGUAGAGAAAGCUCUUCCUCUUCAGGUGAGAUGCAAGGCAAUUCAAGAGCAAAGGUCUGUAGACCUAACUAUGCUUACUGCUUCACGAAGAGAUGCUAUGAUCUGCAUGACCACUACUUUUCUGGCUGGAAUCACCCUUUUUGCAACAGAACCUGUUGAAGCACGUGUUCAGAAACAAGAGAACAGGCGGAAGAUCAGAGAGAAGCUCGAUAUGCUCAGAGAAAAGGCUGGACUAUCAAAGUCAAAGACCAAAGACAGGGAUUCAAAGGAAGAAGAGAAAAUGCCAUCUCCACCACCGAAGGAGAAAAUACUUGUGCCACCUCUGCCACCAAAACCCCAAGACACUCCAAAUGCGCCUCUGGUGGAAGCAACUAUCUCAAAGUAACAAAAUAUAUAAGCACCCUUCUUUUGAUCUAUUGUUGUAUUUGGAAUGUUAGUUUCCUUUUCCUUUUCAGAUUAUCAAAGUUUUGAUGUGUCCUAAAUGGUCCAUUGUGUAAUGUUCUUCAACAACACCAUUUAGUGUACUAACUGACGAACUUCAAAACCAGGUUUCAUAGUGCUUUCAGUUUAUCCAUAGUAUCAUUGUUGAUGUUUC